Lampris incognitus (smalleye Pacific opah) is the source of this 1538-nucleotide messenger RNA. RefSeq names its product beta-1,4 N-acetylgalactosaminyltransferase 2-like. The transcript is spliced from 11 exons. Lineage: Eukaryota; Metazoa; Chordata; Actinopteri; Lampriformes; Lampridae. The coding region runs from base 45 to 1337 and encodes 430 amino acids. Gene Ontology annotation, biological process: UDP-N-acetylgalactosamine metabolic process; UDP-N-acetylglucosamine metabolic process. The record is from RefSeq and is a predicted model, not a curated record.
CGCCAUCUCCCAACACUCAUUGGCCAAGAUCCACUCCUUUUGGCAUGACCCACCCCCCCACACCCUGUAGCUGUCCUAAAGGCUCUAUCCUCCUGAAAGAUCAUCUCCCUAAGGAUCAGUUUGAGGAGGUGACCCAGCGCAGAGCUCUGGAAUACAAGAAACACCAAGCCAGAACCAACUCCAGUUUGUCCAUACUUCUGUUGGCUCCAUCUAACUCUCCUCUGCAGUAUCCAAUCCAAGGCUUCACCGUUCGACCUUUGACCCCUACCACUAUACCUGGUUUAGCAUUGCAUGCUGGGAGGAAACACAGCUACAAGGUGUUCCUGAAAGUGUCGCAUGGCGUGCUGAGCACACAGGACGCAGCUGAAGGGGUGAAGGUCGAAGGUAAUGGUGAGAGUGGACUUGUCAUGGAGUCCAUGAGUCUGGUGGACCUUAAUAACCUGCUCGAUAAAGUCACUUAUACCAGCACCAUCUACCACAUCCACACCGGAGACCUGGCUCACUUCCUGUUUGAGGGUCACGAGGCCGUCUUCCCCAUCGUCAUCCAGCAGCCCUCACCUCCGCUCCUCUACGACCUUGGAAAAAACAUCAGCUCUCAGGUGACCAUCACCACCAAGACCUUCCUGCGUUAUGAUGAGUUGAAAAUGUUGGUGAGCAGCAUCCGCCGUUUCUAUAGCGACAUCGAGAUCAUCAUCGCUGACGACAGCUUUGUUGUCGAGAAGAUCUCUGGAGAACACAUCAAGCACUACACCAUGCCUCCAGCACAGGGCUGGUUCGCUGGCAGGAACCUGGCUGUCUCCCAGGUAACCACCAAGUAUUUACUGUGGGUAGACGAUGACUUCCUGUUUACAGAGGAAACCAAGAUUGAGAAGCUGGUUGAGGUGAUGGAGGCAGUCCCAGAGCUGGAUGUGGUGGGGGCGUCCGUCACAGGAAAUCAGUUCUUCUUCUCUCUUCUCUAUGAGGAGGGAGUAGAUGGUGGCUGUCUGGACAGGAAGUCCAAGGGCAAGUUCAACCCACUCCCCAAUUUCCCACAAUGCUCUCUGGCCAGCGGGGUCGUCAACUUCUUCCUGGCUCGUACGGACGCCGUGCGGAGGGUGGGAUUUGAUCCCAAGCUGCAGAGAGUAGCACACUCUGAGUUUUUUAUGGAUGGUCUGGGCUCAUUGCUCGUUGCCACCUGUAGUCAUGUGUCCAUCGGCCACCAGCCCAAAGCCUCGUCCAGAAAAGACAAGGACCACAAUCGCUACAACUCCUUCAGACAACCGGCAGCCAAAGAUCAGGAGCUCAAACUGCAGCUGCACUUCUUCAAAAACCACCUCAAAUGUAUUCGAUAUGCAUGAGAUGGCCAGCAGAAAGACAAAGAGAACCACGUGAGACUGCUUCUCAUAUGGGGAUAUCAGUAGUUUCAUCAGUAAUUCUUCCUAAUGUCAUCCAUUUGCUUCUCGUGAGCUUCAGGCUCUGUUACUGCUUUUAUGGGCGCUGCUGUGUGUUUUGUUCUGGAUGAAAAUAAAAUGGAGAAUUACUGAAAAGGAAUAAACUCA